AUGGGUCGGAGGUCCAUUCGUAAUCGUAAAGCUGAUCGGCUCAGUAGCUUGCCUGAUGAAGUUCUUUCUCACAUUCUCUCUUUUCUUCCUCUGAAAGUUGCAGCUGAAACCAGCAUCCUCUCAAAAAGAUGGAGAAACCUUUGGACUACUGUCACUAAUCUUCAUUGUGGUGAUGACCUCUCUGAACUUUUAAACCCUGACAACGAUUUAAAGAAUAGUCUUUUUGGUUAUGCCGGAUUUGUAGAUAGAGUGCUGAUAUCUAACUCGGCACAGAUUCAGAAGUUUAGUCUGUCAUGUUAUUCAAAAUAUGACCCCAAUUGUGUCGCUAUCUUGGUGAGUGAAGCAAUUAGGCGUGAUCUUCGCGAACUUGAACUAUACAUCUACACUGGCUGGAGUAUUGAGUUGCCCAUGUGUCUUUUCACUUGCAAUUCACUCGAGGUUUUACGGCUUCAUGGCAAGAUUGAUAUUCCUGGCAAGAUUGAUAUUCCUGACUCCUUUUGGAUCCCAAAUCUGAAAGUCCUUUGCAUUAACCGUAUACGUGAUGUUUUUCCUCUCAAGUUCAUGCAAAACCUCUUUCGUUGUUGCCCUGGACUUGAGGAUGUAAUUUUGAUCGGAUUUCUACGUUUAGAGCAAUAA
Messenger RNA from Ilex paraguariensis (yerba mate), 636 nucleotides. The record is from the annotation of a GenBank genome assembly. NCBI's taxonomy places the organism in Eukaryota, Viridiplantae, Streptophyta, Magnoliopsida, Aquifoliales, Aquifoliaceae.